Messenger RNA from Aspergillus caelatus, 1776 nucleotides. RefSeq names its product fungal specific transcription factor domain-containing protein. The coding region runs from base 1 to 1776 and encodes 591 amino acids. Lineage: Eukaryota; Fungi; Ascomycota; Eurotiomycetes; Eurotiales; Aspergillaceae. The record is from RefSeq and is a predicted model, not a curated record. The transcript has 2 exons.
AUGAGUGAUCACAAUUUUAUCCCAUUAAAUGACAGCAAGGCUUCCGGAGAGGCAUCACCCAAAACACUCCAGCAUCACGAGUUGCCAGCUACCCAUAUACCGAAUAAUGUCAAGCAGAGAAACUUGCAGAGCCUUCUGCCUGAUAUUCAUCUUGCUAGGCUGCUCUUCGAACAUUAUAUUCAGACUUCGGACUGUCUGCACCGCGAGAUUCAUGUUCCUUCCACGCGUGCCCUACUGGAGGCUACCUAUACUAAGCUAUCGGGAUCAAUCAUGGGGUUAGAUGAAACGAUUGCCUUCUUCCUAUCCAUCUUCGCAUCCAGUACAUUUUAUGUUUGCCAUUCACACUCUCACCCUCACUCAAUUUCUGAUCAACUGAAGGAUGCAUCGAAGUGGCACAAUGCAUGGAAGGAGGCAGUCAUAUGUGCACUAUUGCAGCCAGAUGCGAUGCGCUCGUUGUCACUAGUAUCUCUGCAGACAAUAUCAAUCAUGACAUAUUUAAUAUGGGACACGGAAGGCCAAUCAUCCAUGUUCCAUGCCCUAAGAAGUAUCGCACAUACAAAGGCGAUUCAAAUGAAGAUUCAUCGCCUCGACGCGCAUCCCCAUGUAGACAAUGAUGACGUUAUUGUAACGGAGCUCAAGCGCCGUCUUUGGUGGCAUCUUGCGUCUACUGACUGGCUUGUUGCCAGUGUUCCCGGAAGCCAGGAGGGAAUAUAUAGCAUCAACCCAAAGCUCAUAGCGGUCAAAUAUCCCCUCAACAUAGACGAUACUGAUAUUCGUUCGGGCGAACCAUCGCCAAAUUCUCUACCCGAGGACCAGCCAACAUCAAUGUCAUUUUUCAUUCAACGUAUUAAGCUCGCUGAGCUAUGUCGAGACAUGAUAGAUUCUAUGCAAAACGUCUACCAACGAACAGAUCAACCAGAUGACGAGCAAAUACGCCGGACUAUCGCAUCGUUUAACUCAUUCGAAGCAAACUUGCCAUGGUUCUUCCAAAUGGAUGAAGAAAGCAUAUAUAAAGCGACUGUAUUGGCUUCCCGCCGCCCCUAUAUUCUCCGGCAAAGGCACGUGUUAUUGUUUGGGCUAUACUCGCGAGUUGGCCGCCUGCUAAGGCCACUUCGUAUUCGCGGAGACAACCAUUCGUCGUGUUUAGAUCUGGUCAAUCUUGGAAUAAACUGCGCUGAGAAGUUAUUGAAUAUUCGUCAUAAAGUCGAGCCAGAAGAUCUUUGCCUCUAUUUCCAUUCACACAGUAUAGACCAGCACUCAUUUGGUGCCCUGCUUCUCUUGACCAUUGAUAUUAUGCGGGAUAAUGAUGAGCCUCGUGCACAGGACAGAAAGAAAAACUUGAUUCGUACAUGCAAAAUGCUGAGAGAAAAGCAGAUAUCGUUGGAAAAGUCUACAAACAGCAUGACCCGAGCGCUUGACCAAUUAAUGGGUAUCGUUCAGAAGCCAUGUCUAUCCGUGGACGCGAACGGUAACCAUUCUCGUCCAACGUUGCCUUCAUCGCCACAUGAUAGUGUCAGGCUUCCGACACAACCCGUCUCUUCUGAAGAUAUUCAGAUUCCAGGAAGUCAAACAGCGUCCGCUGGGAAAGCAUAUGACCCAGAGGAACAUGCCCAUAUGCCGUUUACGUCGGCGGAUAACUUUCAGUAUGCUCCUGAGCAUCCAGCCAACAGUCCUGCGGGCCAAGAUAUUACCGAGUUAUGGGCGGAAUUGCUGAAUAGCUUUCCUAGCCCUCCAGGGUUCACAUGGGAAGAUGCAUUUGACUGGAAGUGGUCUUGA